Messenger RNA from Centruroides sculpturatus (bark scorpion), 607 nucleotides. RefSeq lists its product as uncharacterized. The transcript is spliced from 2 exons. Lineage: Eukaryota; Metazoa; Arthropoda; Arachnida; Scorpiones; Buthidae. The annotation marks the transcript as partial. The record is from RefSeq and is a predicted model, not a curated record.
UAUUUUUCCAUUGACAGGUGUAAGCAUAAAUUUGACUUAACACCUUUAUUUAUACGAAUUUAAGACAAUAAGGCAUCUGGAAGCAACCAUUAUUGAUGUUCAAUACGAGCCAAGUAUACUCCUUUGCGCGAUUGGUCGAAGCGAUAGCAGUAGGUGUUGCCUAAAUGCAGUGCCCACCUACUAGGUCUUAUCCCACUAGCACAUCGAUCAUAGCGUAAAGACACUGCUGCGGGGUGUUGGCUGCGUUCGAGUAGUCGGAGUAGUCCAGUGAAGAGGGUAGCGGAGAGACUAUUUCCGCGAUGAGUUGUGCAGAAAUAAUGUAUCAGCCGUACUCGCCGUACUUUCCGUAUCAGAGGCCGGCGGCUGCAGCGGUGGCUGCUGCCGCCUCGACUCCUACAGCAGCAACUAGUCCCGUCACCUUAACGGCGGCACCUCCUCCCAUACCACAGACUCAACUGUCUAAAAAAUUUGGAAUGCCCAAAACAAACGAUGUUCUGGAACACGCUGCCGCUUCUACAGCUGCCGCUAGCGGAAGCGACUAUAGCNAAAAGCCUCGUAAUCAUGAUCUAGAUUUUCUACGAUUAAUCAAUAAAUUUUAUAAACCGAA